Molecule: messenger RNA, 1554 nt
Organism: Anas platyrhynchos (mallard)
Lineage: Eukaryota; Metazoa; Chordata; Aves; Anseriformes; Anatidae
Source: RefSeq, a predicted model, not a curated record
UUAGCCCAUUCCUCCUCGUCCUGUCAACAGGCACGUGGGAGAAUAGACCAACCCCCACCUCACUACAGCCUCCUUUAAGGAAGCUGAGAUAAGGUAGCCCAUGAGCCUCCUCUUCUCCAGGCUGAACAAUCCCACCUUCACCCUGGAUUUUGUGAAUAGAGCCGAAUCUUCUCAUGACGCAAAUCUGAUACAACACUUGAACAUUUAUACUCGUUGUUUCCAUGGCCUUUUCAGGAUGCCUCCAAUGCUCGGGUGUCCAGCUGCACAUCAAGGACAUCCCCGGCUCCCAGGGACAGUUCCCAGGCCGCAGACCGACCUCCUGGCCAGGACCCCAGCCUGGCAGACAUGGCUCCUGUCAGCGUGGAGCAGCCAUCUCACCUCAGCCUUGUCCCACAACCGUCAGGUGACGUCUGUCAGUGCUGCCAUCAGGGGCACCCCGAGACCCUUGUGAUGGAACCACAGAGUCACUGUCACCCUACGACCUCACAAAAGGUGGCUGGCUAUAAAAGCCCUGAGCGGUGCGCCUGCGGCCAGUCCAGCUCGUGGCACUCAAUUGCUCGAGGUCCCACUGCUGGAAGACAGGAGGCGGAGGUGUUGUGCGAAGCACACUCGAAGCCAUUCUUCUUGCACGCCAGCCAUCAAGGUCCUUCGUGGUCCUGCUGGUGGCAAGCAAGGCGCUGAGGUCCAGCCAGGGAGACGUGAAGCGUCGAGAUCGUGCCGGCGACCCGCAGGGGAGGUGCUGAAGACCGGAGUCUGCUGACAACCACCCGGCACCGGGGCACCUUCCCACAGAAGACCAUCUCGACGCCGGGGCAGCUGCAGGAACAAUGAACCAGCAACAGCGGGAGCAGCCAGAUGAGGAGGCCCCUGGGGACCAGACCUGCCCCAUCUGUCUGGGCCAGCUGUCCGACGCGUCUCGGAUGCACCCCUGCGGGCACUGCUUCUGCCGGCAGUGCAUCCAGCCCUGGGCCACUCAGAGGUUCACGUGCCCAAUGUGCCGUAGGCGUAUUGUGGCCAUCGAACGGUUGGAGGCACCCGCCCAACGCGACGCCUCACCCCCCCGACGCGAGGCCUCACCCCCCCAUCCCCGCCGAGGACUGGAGCGCAACGCGGGGAUGGGGCGGCGGCAGCAGCGGCAGCAGCAGCGGCGGCGGCAGAGGAGCCCCAACUACCGCUCCCGCAGUGCCUCGCCCCGGCGCAGGGAGCGCAGCCCCUUUCAAGAACGGGGGAUGGCCCGAAGGCGCUCCGGGCACAGACUGAAUGAGGACGUCUGGUACGUCGACCUCGACGAUAUCUCCUGGCUGCGUCGGGUCCAAGAAGAGGAUCCGGGGUCCGGCGACCAUGUGUAGGCCGCUAGGCCCAUUCCUGGAUCUGAAAUGACCUCAGCUGGGGGUUGGCUGGGGGUGGCAGCCACAAUUACUCCCCUAUUAAAUUAGGACUUUUCCACCCUACAAAGCCUCUGCCUGCACUUCUUCCGGCGUAGGUCAGCGGGAGGCUGAACGCAGCCCUCUCCUGCUGUCCGCACCACAAAGUGGUUUGGGGAUGUCGGCUGUU